Paramecium octaurelia is the source of this 818-nucleotide messenger RNA. The record is from the annotation of a GenBank genome assembly. NCBI's taxonomy places the organism in Eukaryota, Ciliophora, Oligohymenophorea, Peniculida, Parameciidae.
AAUGAAUCAGAAAUACGAUGAUAACUAAAAAAUAUAAUUGGUUGAUAUUCAAUAAUCACCAUUCAAUGCACAAACUUUAUUAUAAGUAAUUUUAAAACGGGAUAAACUAUUAAAUGGCUUAGUGAAUUGGCUGCAUGAGGCAACUAAAAAGGGUUAGUUAGAUGAUAAGCAUGGAAAUCUUUACCUUAGAAUAUUGAAGGUUUGCGCUAUUCAAUUUGCCUAUUAUCAAUUGUAACAGGGAUACAAUUUUAUUGUUCCUGAGGAGAAGUAUGCUGGGAUAUCUAAUCAUUUUUUUAAGAUAUUUGAAACUGAGGAGGAUUACAAAGACUAAAUUAGAAAAUUUAAAAAAAGUGAUCCUAAAAUUGUGAAAAGUAUGUCAGAAGAAUUUGGGAAAAGAUUCGAAACAUUAUAAAAAUGGAAAAAGGUAUUAAAAAUAUUUAAGCUUAGAAAUUUAUGGAUGAUUAUGAGUAAAUAAAAAAAGAGUUUACAAACAAGGAUAACGAGAAUAUUAGGUUCCAAAAAUUAAAAUAAUAGAUUGAGAUGGAAUAACAAAAAGACUUCGACAUUUACUAAUACUAUUUUACAUUGUUCUAUUAGGAAGAAUGGUUUAAAUAGCCAUAUGAAGAACUACCUAUUGAAAUAUUAAGGUAAUAGAAUUAUUUAAAUUCAUUAGAUUGCUAAGUUUGAUCAAAUAGUUCUUAAGAUUGGACAUUUUAUAUCCAAUCGAAUAAUAUGCCAAUUAGUCGUUAACUCUUUUAGACAUUAAUGAGUAGGAAAAGUCAAAAGAUUAUUACCUUAAAAUUAUUAAAUAAAAAUGA